Leptidea sinapis is the source of this 1344-nucleotide messenger RNA. Its product is annotated as zinc finger protein 382-like. Gene Ontology annotation, biological process: regulation of transcription by RNA polymerase II. Lineage: Eukaryota; Metazoa; Arthropoda; Insecta; Lepidoptera; Pieridae. The coding region runs from base 79 to 1254 and encodes 391 amino acids. The transcript is spliced from 5 exons. Gene Ontology annotation, molecular function: RNA polymerase II transcription regulatory region sequence-specific DNA binding; DNA-binding transcription factor activity, RNA polymerase II-specific. The record is from RefSeq and is a predicted model, not a curated record. Gene Ontology annotation, cellular component: nucleus.
GAAAUAUUAUGUGUUACAUUUUCAAGUUAUUUUCAAUUUAAACUGUAGAUUUUAAGUAAAACAGGUUGAAAAAACACAAUGCCUAAAUGUUUUAUUAAUACUGUACGACCGCUAAUGGGAUUUUUCAUUCAUGAAACAGAUGAAAUAAGAUCUACUGCUCGAGGACCUAAAAUGUCUCUGAAAAAGCAAAAGAUAAUUUUAAAAGCAAACGAAACUAUUUAUCACGAUAAAGUUCCGAUAUCUACGCGAUUUUACCUGCAACUCCUAAAGAAAAGCCAAUUUCUCCCAAAUUUUGUAGAAAACGAGACAUACGAUUAUGCCUCAGAAAGUGAGAAAGCGGUAACAAUAUCAGAAUCGUCCAAAAAAUUGGUGAACCAAAAACGCGAGGUAACAGACAAAUCAACGUACAACCUUAGAUCAACUGAGUCUAAAACUCAGCGCAAAGUAUUUGCUGAAAAAACUCGUAGACGUAGAAAAAAAGCUAACUCAUCAAAAACUGCACAUUCGAAACCAGACGUCGUCGAACAAAAAAUAGAAUUUAAGAAAGUAGCCAGUAGUGAGCCUUUAGCGCCAAUCAUAGAAGAAAUAAAAAGUAGAGAGCCCCUGAAAGCAUUGAAAUGUUCCUUCAAAGGCUUUGAAAUCGAUAAAAUUGCUGAGAAAUUGAAAAGUCUUGUUCAAAAUAACAGCGAAGAUAAAUUAAAUCAGGAAUUAUUAUACUGCAAAGAGACUUUUGAUGUCGAAACCUUAAACGACGAUAAACAAAAAGAUAUGGACCCUAUUAAAGAUGAGUGCGAGCGUCGUCCGCGAGCCAACCACAUGUGUUCGUUCUGCGGGAAGAGUUUCGACCGGCCCUGGGUUCUGAAGGGCCACCUUCGACUGCACACUGGCGAGCGACCCUUUCCUUGUCCGCAUGCGCACUGCGGCCGGACCUUCGCUGAUCGUUCGAAUCUGCGAGCGCAUCAGCGUACACGUGGGCAUCACACGUGGGAGUGGCGAUGUCCGCAGUGUGGGAAGGCGUUCAGCCAGAACAGAUACCUGGAGAGGCACAAAGCGGAAGCCUGCAAGAAGUACAAAAUGAACACCCGCCAAGCGCACACGAGCUGUCAGUUAGCGAACGCGCCCGUUCCGUUGUACGGAAUGAUUUGCAGCAAGAAUCCUGUUUCUAAGUGUGAUAUGAAGUCCGUCGAAUAUAGCGAAGAGCCGAUUGAUUUAUCCAUCAAAAGAAACGUGAAAUUAAGCUUAGUUGUUACGUAAAUUUGUCUGUAAAAAACAGCUAUUUCUAAAUAUAAGUUUUUUAUUUAAAUGGAAAUGAACUUGAUGAAAUGGAACUGUCGGAUUUAUAUG